Pectinophora gossypiella (pink bollworm) is the source of this 1426-nucleotide messenger RNA. It is a transcript of the gene Gr9, whose product is annotated as gustatory receptor for sugar taste 43a-like. Gene Ontology annotation, cellular component: neuronal cell body; axon; dendrite. The transcript has 11 exons. The record is from RefSeq and is a predicted model, not a curated record. Bases 35 to 1426 code for a protein of 463 amino acids. Gene Ontology annotation, biological process: sensory perception of taste. NCBI's taxonomy places the organism in Eukaryota, Metazoa, Arthropoda, Insecta, Lepidoptera, Gelechiidae.
UAAACUUUUAAUUUUCGGCGAUUCUUUAAUAUCCAUGGGUCUAGACCCAGUGAAGGCCGAUGGUGAGGAGGCUCCAGUGAGCGCGGACCCAGCCACUUCCCGCGCGCCAGACCACUGCAUCGUCGGCGGGGCCCACGCUUUUAUAUUAAAGAUAUCCAGUUUCUUCGGUCUGGCGCCGUUACGGUUCGAGUCUCGGAACAAUGGGUUCUCCAUUGCCCUAUCCAGUGCUAUGUGUAUCUAUAGUUAUAUACUCGUCACUAUUUUAGUAAUAUGCACAGUGUUCGGCCUAAUAGCGGAGAUCAACGUCGGGGUGGAGAAGUCAGUGCGGAUGACGUCACGGAUGUCCCAGCUGGUGUCGACGUGCGAUGUGCUGGUGGUGGUGGCGACGGCAGGCACGGGCGUGUAUGGCGCACCUCGACGGAUGAGGAAGCUGCUCAAAUUCAUGGACAGUAUUGCUGCUGUUGACACGAGCAUAGGCGCGCAGUACUCUGUGGCGACAGAACGCAAGUUGUGUGCGGUUUUGUUGGCAAUACUGAUCUUCUUCUCAGUUCUGCUUGCCGAUGACUUCUGUUUCUACGCGUUGCAGGCAAGGAGACUGGAUAGGCAGUGGGCGGUAGUAACGAACUACAUAGGCUUCUACCUGCUGUGGUACGUGGUGAUGAUACUGGAGCUACAGUUCGCGUUCACCGCUCUUUCACUGCGCACGCGCUUCCAGGCUGUCAACGAGGCGCUCGCGCUCACCGCCCGCCAUGUGAACGUACCGCUGGAGAAAGUAAAGGAGGGCGCUCCACUAAACAUCUUCGCGAUCCGCGUAGCCCCUGCGGAGGCCCAGCGCUCCGCUAACGUCAGCUUGCUGGUUGAUAAUCUACCCGGGAAAGAACACCCCAUUAUCAUUAAACGAAAUGUAAACGGCCAGCCUCGGCUGGUAGUACCUCCGUGCGAGGCCAUCCGUCGGCUGGCUUCCCUGCACGGCACGCUGUGCGAGGUGGUGCGCCGCAUCAACGACAGCUACGGGCUCCCCGUGGUCGUCAUACUCAUCUCAACCCUGCUGCAUCUCAUCGUCACGCCGUACUUCCUCAUUAUGGAGAUCAUUGUGUCCACCAAUCGAAUACAUUUCUUAAUACUACAGUUCCUGUGGUGCGCAACGCACAUGCUGCGAAUGUUCGUUGUGGUUGAGCCGAGCCAUUACACUAUUAGUGAGGGCAAAAGAACCGAGGAGCUGGUAUGCAGGCUGAUGAUGGCGGCGCCGUCGACCGGCGUGCUGCCGUCGCGGCUGGAGCUCUUCUCUCGCCAGCUGCUGCUGCAGAAUGUCUCCUACUCCCCGCUGGGCAUGUGCACGCUUGAUAGACCGCUGGUGGCCUCCGUAAUCGGAGCAGUAACAACAUACUUGGUGAUACUAAUACAGUUCCAGCGAUACGACUCAUAA